AUAAUAUACACUAAUAAUAUACAAAAAAAUACGCAAAAUGUACUAUUGGAGUGUCCAUCACUGGACAACGGGGAUAGCUACACGCAGUCAGAGUUCCUCUCGCGACUGGCUCACGAGUGCCGCUAUGACCGGCUGCUCCUACCUACCUAUCAGACUGGCGAAGUGGUAUAUGUACAUGCCAGCGCUUAUGUUUACUUCAUACAACCAGCAGAAGCUCACGAUUUGAAUUUCAAAUUGCAUUUUCUUCUACAACUACGGUGGACAGACGCGCGGCUUGCAUAUACGUUGUAUUCGCCUGAACGUACGAAAAUCAUCGGAGAAAGUGAUCUCCGUCAACGAAUUUGGGUUCCUCAUCUGUACAUGUCCAAUGAACAAUCGUCAAGUCUCAUGGGAACCGACAGUAAGGACGUCUUGAUAUCGAUAGCACCCGAUGGCGAAGUGUUGUUUAGUCGUCGAAUGCAGGCAGUACUUUACUGUUGGAUGAAUCUUCAAAAAUUUCCAUUUGAUGACCAAAAGUGUUCAAUGAACCUAGAAAGCUGGAAAUAUAAUGCUUCAAUUUUACGACUAAUGUGGGAAAAGAACACCCCAGUUCGACUUUCUUCGGAGCUGCAUUUGACCGAGUACUCCCUCCUUGAUUACUGGACUAACGAAUCCGUUGUUAGAGGCGACAUAGUCAAUAUGCGCCUAGGAGGUAGAUCUGGAAACUACAGUGCAUUGAAGUUUACCUUUAAAUUGGGCCGUGAAGUCGGUUACUAUCUCAUGGACUAUUUCAUUCCAUCGAUGAUGAUUGUGGCUAUGUCAUGGGUUACGUUCUGGCUACAAGCUGAUGCUUCUGCGCCAAGAAUUACGUUAGGUACUAGUACUAUGUUGUCGUUUAUUACCCUCGCCUCGUCACAAGCAAAGACUCUACCGAAGGUUUCUUACAUCAAAGCGAGUGAAAUUUGGUUCCUGGGAUGUAUUGGUUUUAUCUUCUCUGCACUAGUGGAAUUCGCUUUCGUUAACACCAUUUGGCGCAGAAAGAAGGUAGUGAGCCUUAAGAAGGUGAACAGCAAGUACAUCCUGAAGAGCACGCUGACGCCUCGUCUGGCGCGCAAGGAACUUCAGAAGGAGUUGCGCGAGUCGUCGCCGCAGCUGAGCAAGUCGCGCUCGUGCUCCUCACUGCAGCAGGAGACCAGCAGCGACCCCGCGGGCCCCGGCUACAACAACUACCUCACCGUGCACAGUUUCCCAUCUGCACUGAACUUGCCUACGAUCACGACUCAGAGCUACGACGACCUUAUAGCGUCGGGAGGCAGGCAGCCUCGUGGAGGCACCGAAGGCAGCGAGGGCUCUGACGAGCCGCCCAAGCAUCACACUUGGACUCAGAUGACUCCGCAGGAGAUCGCCACGUGGAUAGAUAAGCGAUCCCGCUUCAUGUUUCCCAUUCUUUUCAUAUUCUUUAACAUCGUCUACUGGACUUUUGUCUAUUGUCUAUAAUUCCUUUUUUAAUCUGUGUACGUUAGAGUCGGCAGUAUGGUCAAUAGCCUUACGCCCUGGUAUUCAUUCGAGGGAAUGCAAAAGGGAUAUACUUUAUUUUGUGGUCUACGCUAAUCAUAACUAAUUAUGUUACAAUAGACUUAUGUUCCUAUAAUGUAUUAUCAAUACUUAUAUGUUAUAAUAGUUCAUGUUUUAAUGGUUUAAACAUGUGUUGAAUAUAAGUAAUGUCUUAGUCACAGAGAAUCUUCUCUCGAAUCUUAUAGAAAUUAUUUACGUAAAAAAGCAUUUUUUAUUUAGUUUUUUAUAGUCUCCGAAGGUCUAUUAUUUGAUUUAGGUAAAAAAGUCAUUGUAUUUACUUAUAUUAUUGCUAGGUGCUGUUUUUCAUUGUAUUUAACUCUGUGUUAAAUAGUCGAAACAGUAAAAGUUUAGUUUCAAGGAUGAACUAUAAAAACGGUAGUAUUUUCUAUUGCGUUGUUAGUGUUGUUACUAUGUCAAAUAAUACUAGCAAUGUUGUAAUUGAAAAAAUGGAAAAGUUGUACAAAAAUUUUCUGUUUCAUGAAAUAUUAUUGUCGAGUAAAAUAUAGUCAUAUUUCGUAGAUUAGUUAUUUAUUUAUGUAAUAUAAACAUUUCUAAGUAUUUGUAUAAAAUAUGUCCUGUUACGUUAUUGUUUUAUCGUAAGAGGACGUUCAUUAAUCAUGUGAAGUCGAAAUUGUGUGACAUGUCGAAAAAAAUCAUAAAAUAUCACAAAGAGGGCUGUAACAACAUAUCACGUGUAUUUUUCGUUGAUCGCGCGGUUUCGAAACCAAUCCUGAUUCUAUUUCUGAAAAAAAAAACCUGCAACUUUGAUGUUUACCUGAAAAUUAAAUGCUUAAUUUUCCAAAAUUUAAUAACGUUAUACCUGUGUUUAAAAAUAAUAUUCUGACAAUUUCACUAUACUUUGUACAAAGAAAUACACGUGGUUUUUGAAUUUAGGGAGUGGUCUAAAACCACAUACCGAAAUGUGGGCGUGGACGACGACGAGUGAUAAAAAAAUUAUUAUAAUUUUGAAAAAUUAAAUUUUAAUAUUGUAUUUAUUUCACGUUAGAUUAGAUGUUAUUUUUAUAAAAAUAAAAAAAAAUAGAGAAUGAAAGAGAUUAUUUAAGAUUAAGUUAUCGUGAGUGAUUUUAAUAAAUAAUAAUAUUUAUAUGAAGCAAAAUAAAACAUUAAGUU
Messenger RNA from Melitaea cinxia (Glanville fritillary), 2685 nucleotides. Its product is annotated as pH-sensitive chloride channel 2-like. The transcript is spliced from 8 exons. Gene Ontology annotation, cellular component: neuron projection; synapse; membrane. The record is from RefSeq and is a predicted model, not a curated record. The annotation marks the transcript as partial. Lineage: Eukaryota; Metazoa; Arthropoda; Insecta; Lepidoptera; Nymphalidae. Gene Ontology annotation, molecular function: chloride channel activity; transmembrane signaling receptor activity; neurotransmitter receptor activity. Gene Ontology annotation, biological process: regulation of membrane potential; signal transduction; chemical synaptic transmission.